ACAUAAUUAGUUGGAAAGGCUUUUACUAUAAAAGCACAAACUAAUUCAGUAACAUCAUUGUAUCUUUGUCUCUGUGCAAUACACACACUACAACAUGAACUCCUUCGCUGUUCUCCUGCUCUGCGUACAGGCUUGCUUGGUGCAGAAUGUUUUCAGCCAGUAUUGUGGCGGAGCGUACGGUCCCGGUUUGGCCGGUGCUUACGGCGGCUACGGCGCGUACGGCGCGUAUGGCGCUAACGCCGGUUAUGGUCUCGCCGGGGGCGCUCUUGCGACGCCAUUCGCUUACGACGCAGCCUACGGCGGUGAAGGUGUCGGUGACGUAGCGGUCGCUGGUGAGCUGCCGGUCGCUGGUACCACCCUGGUUGCCGGACAGGUCCCGAUCCUGGGUGCCGUGGAAUUCGGAGGCAUCGUGCCGGCCGGCGGCGAGGUUUCCAUUGCCGGCAGCUGCGGAUGCGGCUGCAGAGGAUCUUACCGCUACUGAGCAGCAACUGACAUUUUGAAAUGAAUUGAGGAAAUAAAAGCAUUUACUGGAAUUCAAAC
This is a messenger RNA of Pararge aegeria (speckled wood butterfly), 540 nucleotides long. Its product is annotated as chorion class A protein Ld2/Ld41-like. NCBI's taxonomy places the organism in Eukaryota, Metazoa, Arthropoda, Insecta, Lepidoptera, Nymphalidae. Gene Ontology annotation, cellular component: egg chorion. The transcript is spliced from 2 exons. Bases 95 to 481 code for a protein of 128 amino acids. Gene Ontology annotation, biological process: multicellular organism development; chorion-containing eggshell formation. The record is from RefSeq and is a predicted model, not a curated record. Gene Ontology annotation, molecular function: structural constituent of egg chorion.